GUCCAGCGUAGAAAGAGAGUGUGUGUGUGAGAAUGGAAGAACCUCUUCUGGCAGGUCAAUUGGAAGAAGGUGAUGAGGUCGGAGGGAAAGAGAAGGAGAAAUGGAUUUCAUAUCAAUACCUGGGAAGAACUGGUUCCGUACUCCCGUAUCCGUACUUGGCGGGAGCGGAAGUAAGCAUCGAAGAAAUUCGAUCGGCGGUAUCUUCUGAUCACUACCCUCCUUCCAUCCACGCCCCUUUGAUUAGUUCGCCGGAACCCGAUCCAAAUGAUCAAGUUAUUGUUUAUCAGGGUGGUGGAUAUGGAGGAGGUCUUGGUGGAUAUGCUUUAAACGAAGGUCAGAGGCAAAUCUUGGAUGAGGUGGAGAUACGGGAGUUACUCAUUGAUCAUGUAGGCCACCGUUGCUGUUGGGGAAGUCGUCCAGCUCGGACCUGGAAGAUAAGGGCAGUGGAAGACUGCAAUGUCUAUAUUGGGACUCUAGAAACUUUUAUUGAGGAGAGAGAAAUCACAAGAGAGAUGGAGCCUUAUCUUGGUGGAAAAAUUGAUGGAAAGGAUAAUGGCCCUGAACUUGGACUAUGGGAAUUGGAUCUGAGGUCUGAAUUCCCUCUUCUAUUUGUCCAACACAAAGAAACACGGGCUACAAUCCCUCAUUCGGAAGCUAUUGAGAAAUGCUCAGAUUGUGGGGGACGAGGAGAAAUUCCAUGUCCGACGUGUAAUGCUGAUUCUGAACCAGGAUGUUACAAGAAAGAUCAGAUGACUAAGUGCCCUGUAUGUUAUGGCAGAGGUCUGCUUGCUCACAAAGAUGGCUCUGACACAAUAUGCGUGAAAUGCAAUGGUAAGGGAAUGCUUCCUUGUGUGACAUGUGGAUCUCGUGGACUAUUGAAAUGUGAAACAUGUAGAGGUGGAGGAUCUAUGCAUACACGCAACAUUGCCAUCGUCAAAUGGAAGACGCUCAUGACCCGAAAAGUAAGUGCUACAAGUGGAGCAGCCUCAGUUCCAGAUGAGGUCUUCCACAGAGCCAGAGGGGUCCAGCUGUGCAACACACAAGCAUACCAAUGUACACCUGCCUUCUUUGCUGACUCUUACUUCCUUAACAAGUUCUCCUCGGAAGUUAUUGCUGAUAGGUCUCCUGUUCCUCCCACUGCGAGGGUAAUAUGUGAGAGGCAUUCCAUCUCUGUUGUGCCUGUCACACGUGUUACCAUGGGUCAUCGUAAUCGCUCUUUUAGUUUCUAUAUAGUUGGACUCAGCAGAGAUGUGUAUCUGAAGGAUUACUAUCCUUCCAGGUUUUGUUGGGGACUCUGUCCUUGCCUGGAAUGGUUGAGGCUAUAGUCAAGUAGAUCAGAUAUCCAUAAGUGAUGAUCCUGAAAACUACCAUGUUUAUCAGUCUUGUAAAUGCCAGCUUUGGGGGGGGGGGGGGUUUGGGAUCUGGCAGUACUUUCUCUUGUUUGUCUUGUUUCUGUUAUAUUCUUAUGGUAUUUUAAUAUUUUUUGCUUCCCAUAUCUUCAUAAACUGCAGCUUGAGUGAGGUGUAUAUUGUAAUAGGUUCUGUUUCAGUGUUGCCUUUGUUGCUGUAUUUUUUCCUAUAUGGGACUCCCAGUUUCUGUCAGCUGAAAGAUGUUCAUUUUUCUCACAUCCA
Molecule: messenger RNA, 1631 nt
Organism: Telopea speciosissima
Lineage: Eukaryota; Viridiplantae; Streptophyta; Magnoliopsida; Proteales; Proteaceae
Product: protein SSUH2 homolog
Exons: 7
Coding region: 33-1325 (430 amino acids)
Source: RefSeq, a predicted model, not a curated record